AUUCGCACGGCACGAAUCGUACAGUACAUUUACAUUGCAAAAAAGCAUAAAACAAAGUUUUAAAACAAUUAAAAGCGAGCAAUCCUCGGCGUAUUAUUAAAGAAGCAGCCCAGCGUUCGCCCCGUAAUCGCAGCAGAAGAAGCAGCCUUGCGUUUUUACGGAAUAGCAGCGCCAAAAAAGAGGGUCGACGGCAGAGGGGCGCAGAGAGAGAAAAUGUCACGCAAAGCAGCAGCAGCAGUGGAAGUGGAAAAAGAGUGAAGAAACGAGAAGAGUUUCCAUUCGGUGCUCGCGGUCCUUGGAAGCAGUGCAUCCAUCCGGGGCAAGGAUACCCGUAUCCCGAUGCGGCACGGCCGAGUGAGUGUUGCGAAAGUAACCGAUGGGCAGCAGCAGCAGCCAGCGAAAGUAGGAGACAACAACUACGGAGCCCUGCGUCUGCAGUCCUGAAAACACUCACAGGCACACAAUAACAAACACACCUGCCACAGCGCAAUGCGAAUGCCGCCGAUCCUGACCAGGAUUGCUAACAAACUGACGCUUGGAUGUCGUCGGUAAUUGGGUGCGCCAUCCUCCGUCGGGACUCCCCUAGCAAUCCGCUGGCACCAUGCAAAGCCUGGACUCCUCAUGCCAAGAAGCCGACUUUAUUAUAAAUGACACGCUCAAGAAGUUAAAGGGCUCCAGCAACUCGGACCAUGUCCAGGGACUAGCGGUCCACGCCCACGGAUCGGGCGUCCACCAGACGCAGUUCGUCCAGUACCAGGCCGGGUCCUCGCCGCAACUGCAGCCCCAGCAGACGUACCAGCUGCAUUCUGCCCUCCAGCAGCAGCAGCAGUUCGCCUCCUCGAGCAGCAAGUCGUAUUUGGAGACCAGCCUGCUGCAGGCCAUACCACAGAUUCCUGCCCAGCCGCCAAUCUGCAUCUUCGAUGACGACGAGUCCCCCACCGAGGGCACUGGCGGCUCGCUGGGCGGCCUGCUCACAGAGCCCACCUCGGCCACGCCCAGCGGCCUGCCCACGGCCAUUGCUCCGUCGCCCUCCUCGUGCUCAUCCUCCACCACCACGCUGUCGAACUUUAACUCCAUCACGUCGCCCUCGCCGGUGGUGCCCGAUCUGCUGCUGUCCACGCCGCCGGGCGUCAACUCCAGCCUGAGCAACAGCUCGACGGGAGCGGUCAGUGUGUCGUCCGGCAAGAAGUCCGAGAAGCGGCCACCUUCCGCCAACUCAACAGCGAGUGGCGGCGGCGGCGGCCACCACCUGCACCAUCAUCACCUCCACCAGACGCACAAUCACCAUGUCCUGGCCUCGCCCACGUCGUCGCCAAACAAGCGCCAAAAGUCCAACAACAAUAGCAGUAGCAAGGAGUGCAGCUCCUCUAGUCGCAGCUCAGCUUUACCCGCCGCCUCAGUCUCCACGGCCACAUCGUCGUCGCAAUCAGCGCGCGCUGGCGCCGGCGCUGCCUCCUCCAACAACAGCAAGCCACCCUCCUCAUCCUCCUCCGUCUGCCAGUCAGGCAGCAGUAAGUUCUUCAAUCUGCACGAGAAAAUAAAGGACCUUUAUCUACAAUUGUUAAGCAACGACCUGAACUAUUUUGCCGAGACAGGGCUAAAGCAACGCACCCGUUCCUUCACCCUGGAGCGGCUGGUGGAGCGAGAGAAGCUCAACACGAUUGUGGUCAACCUGUAUCCCGGCAACAAGGGAUACUCGCUGGCCCUGCACUAUGACGAGCAUUUGGUGCUUAACCCGCAAACUAACGAAUGGUCCGCCACCGACAAAGACGAUGCCACAAGCGAGGCUGCGGGAUUGGGAGCAGGCCCCGGAAAUCAUCGGAACCGCUCUAAACCCACAUUGGAUGAGAGCCACUCCAAGGCGGAGACGGGACAGGCCAAGCACGACUUUGGCUUAGUGGAGGUGCUGCGGUGGCCCUACGAAAACGAUCUCCUGCUGCAGUGCAUCGAUCGAGAGAUGCUACCGGAGUUUCUAAUGGAUCUGCUCGGAGCCGAGACGGUCAGUUUGUCGGACGGUGAGGGGACACGGGUGUACGCCAAGCCAAGCGUCUUCUACGCGGGCUGCGUGAUCGCCCAGAUCCGCGACUUCCGCCAGACGUUUGCCACCUCAACGAAUAUCUGUGAUAUGAAGCACAUCCUGCUCAGGCCGACGAACGCCACCCUCUUCGCGGAAGUGCAGCAAAUGGGCAGCCAGAUGCCGGCGGAGGACAAGCUCGCCCUGGAGAGCCAGCUGGUGUUGGCCACGGCGGAGCCGCUGUGCCUGGAGCCGGAUCCCAGCAUAGGGAGGCAGGCCAUCAACGCCCAGCACCAGCGCCAGCUCUUCAACUCCCACGAGCUGCGGCGCCAGAUGAAGAAGUUCACACAGACGGCCAUCAAUCGGAAGCGCAAGCUGGACCAGUUUACCCACCAUCAUGGCCUGGAAUUGUGCGAUUACCUGGCUCGUCUGCGCCAGCGACCUCGAACGGGGAGCAACAGUGGCGGUGGUAAUGCGACACCGGCCACGGCGCCCACCAAUAAUCCGCUGGUGGGGGCCAUGCUCUCCUCGUUCACCUCCAAGGUUCCCCGGCGACCCCACGAGGUCAUCCGGCCCAUUCGUCCGCCCACUUUGGAGUAUCCCGCCAAUCUGAAGGUGCCCGAACACGUGAUCAGCGUGGAGAAGUAUGCCAAGGCCUUCGAGCCCCUCAACGAGUUCAGCGAGGCCUGCAAGGAAGGCUGCCAGCCCAACUGUCGGCACAACUUCCAGCCGCAGCUCAUUGAGGAGUACGUGCUGGAGACGGAGCGGGAGGCCAGCGAAGGUCGGCGGGCGCUGUACCACAUCAAACUGUCCAUCUUCCAGCGCCCCUCCGAUGCCGAGUAUCUCGGCGAGCUGUACGUGGACCGCGACUAUCGCGAGGGCGAGCGGAACGGCGAGUCGUGCCGCUUUGCGCUGGGCACUCGGGUGCAUGCCAAUCGAUACAUUCAACAGUUCCGCGAGAUCUUCACCGAGGAGGGGCGUAAGGCGGUCAAAAUCACGCAUUUGAUACCUGGGCAUGUUCCGAUCGUAACCCACACGGGAUUGACGAACGAGCAGCGGAUCCUUUUGCAGCAACAGCAGCAGCAACAACAACAGCAGCAGCGGCAAACUCAAUUGCAGCAACAACAACAGCAGCAGCCGCAGCAUGUUGUGGUUGUCGCCAAUCCGCAGCAACAGCAACAGCAGCAGCCACAACAACAACAACAACCGCAGCAGCAACAACAGCAACAGCAGCCACAACAACAAGCGCAACAGCAGUUAUCCGCCACUGUGCAUCAUGUGGCAUUGCCGCGACAACAAAUAACUCAAAAGACUCUCAAUUUGGCCGGAAGUAAUGUUAUUAAUAUACAGCAAAACUUUCGGCAGCAACCGGCGCAACAGCAGCAGCAGCAGCAAACCUACACAAUCGAGGCACCGCAGCAGCAAGCCCCAACACAGAUUGUAACGCAACAGCAGCAACAACAGCAGCCGCAGCAACACAUUCAUCUUCAGCAAUUGGCCACCGGCGGUAGCAAUUCCUCCACAACAACUCACCAAGUUAGUCUGAGCAAUGGCUCCCUGGUCCUGGUGCAACAGCAGCAGCCGCAGCAACAGUCGCAACAACUAGCCCAGGCCCUGCAACACUCGGGGAUAACCAUUCAGCCCGCCACUAUUCAGCAGCAGCAGGUGAAGGGCACUUCGGUGGUGGGGGCCAAUUCCGCGUUGCGUGCCCAGCUCAACUCUAAUGUGCCAAUUCUGCAAACGCAACUGAAACUUCAGCAGCAACAGAUUAUGCAGAAGCAACAUCAACAGCAACAACAGACAACUGCCACUAGUAACAACAACAACAACAAUAACAAUAUGAACAACAAUACGGCCAUACAUCCGAAUCCUGCAAUAAACGCCAUAGUCAACAGCAUUAUGAACUCUGCCAACCAAUACCAACAGCAGCAACAACAACAACAGCAGCAUCAACAACAUCAACCUGGGAACACGCCAAAUAACAACAAUGCUGCAGUGCCCGGCGGCAGCAACAACAACAACGGAAACAAUGCUGCAACACUCAAAAACUCAAGCAACGCAUCAAUUCUUAACCUGCUCAACAGUGCUCCAGCUGCCAUGACUAGCACCCCAGUGGCAAGUGGAACGUUCACCACCUCCACCGGCCAACAGCAACCGCAGACGCUUACGCUUGUGCAGCACCAGCAACCGUCGACUCCGACCACCGCGGAUGCGGCCACAGCUACCUACGUGCAGACCACCCGUGGCACGCCCACGCUGGUCAGUACCCAGCGGAAACAGCAGUCCAGCGAGGUGCUGCAAAACUUGUUGAACGCCAAUCGAAAGAUCGGCGGUGGAGGUACCACCACGACAACGUUUCGAACAAACUCCGCAGGCAAUUUGAUAGCGGUCAACCUCAACCAAGCGGGACAAUCGCACCACCAACAGGCGGGCGACGGAAGUCAAACAGUGAGAGUGUCCAUGUCGGCGCUCGCCUCACAGUUGGCCUCGCCGCCGGCGGUGAUGACGAACCCCACCACCAGUUACACAGUGAUCUCGUCGGGGAACAGUGCUGCGGCUGCUGCAGCCUGGAUCCAGAGCCCAACGGGUCCAGUCCAGCAGCGCAUCCUGAGCUCGCUGAGGAGGGACAGCACCACGGCGCCGCCCAACGCGAUUGUGGUGGGCAUGGCGGCCCCAUCGCCGGGCAGUGAUUCGAACGCCUCGAAUGCCAGUGGCUUUGCGGUGCCCAAUAAUCUGGCGUCCACCUCGAGUGGAGGCGGUGGUGGCGGAGCACUGUCCGCCUUGCUGACCAACGCGGCUACGCCCUCGCCAUCGGGCUCGGAUCAUUCGCAGUCGUCGCAGACGCACCAAAACCAAGCGCUGCUGGAGCGCCUUAGCAAUGUCACCUCCAACGUGUCCGCCGUGUCCAUGCCACACAUGUCGCCGCAGCAACCGCAAACGCAGCAGUUCAUUACCAAAACCAUCGUUCACUCUCCCGCCACCUCCUCGAUACACUCGCCUAUGUCUAGUCCGCAUCCGCAGCCGUCUGCCUCGCCUCAGCAGCAACAACAACAGCAGCAACAGACCACCGCCACCCUAAAUCUGCAGGGCAUCAAUCUGUCGCAGCUGCAGGGCGCCAUGGCUAACUUUGCCGGUCUGCAGAAUGUCCAGGUGCAGAUUCCCGGAUUUACGCAGCCCAUUUCAUUGCAAUUCUCCGGGAACAGUUUGCAGCAGCAGCAGGCGGGGAAUGCGGCCACAGGCGCGGGCACGGCGCAGGGCCAGCAGCGGAGUGUCCUGGUUUCGGUGCCCGUCUCCAGCCAGCAACAACAACUGCCACACACCAUAACACUGCAAACUCAGUCGGCGCCUCAUCAUCAACAGCAACAUCAGCAGGCCCAGCAGCAACACGCCCCACCAACGGGCACCAUUGUUAGCCUGCCCUCGACAGGACCUGGCACUCAGACAGUGGUCAUUACGAACAACGCCGGCGGAGGAGUCUCGGCGGGAAGCACCAAUAGUGGCAAUGCCGGCGGCGGUGGAGGAACAGGCGCCACAACGGCCAUGCUGACCCUUCCCAUUGCUCAAAUAGUCGGUGCCGGUGUACAGAAACUAAAUCCUCAAACAAUACGUACCUCAAGUGUUGGUGGUGGUAUAGGUAUCGCCCAGCAGACGGUCCAGCAGCAGCAGCAGACGAUCCAGGCGCAGUCGGGCGGGAGCAGCACGGCGGCCAUCCAGCUGUUGGGCACCAUUCAGCCGCGGUCCCGCAACGUCCAGGUGGUGGGCACCAAGCAAUUGGCCAGCCGACAGCUCAUCACCACCCAGCGCCAGAUCGGGGGCUCCACGCUCAAGAUAGCCACCACUCCUGUGAACGCCGCUAAUGUGGUGACCAGCAGUGCUAGCCUAAACACCACUCCCAUUGUGAUGUCUGCGCAGAAGCUACAACUAAAGACGGUGAAGGCUCCCGUGCAGCAGCAGCAGCAACAACAGCUGCAGCAACAACACCGAAUACUCAACCAGCAGAGCACCGCCACGGUCUCGUCGCAGACACUGCCCAGUCCAAGCCAAGUGCAGGUUCAAGUGCCGCAGCAACAGCAACAGCUGCAGCACAUUCAGAUCGCUGGAAGGGCCACCACCGCCUCGGGGGCCAUCAGUCAAAGGACACUGACGGCUCUGGCGGCGGCCAAACAGCAGCAGCAGCAGCAACAACAACAGCAGCAGGCUGCGGUCAAUCGACGGCGCUCCACCACCGAUGCCACCAAGUAGAGCAUGUGGAUGAUCGAGAGAACUGAGAUAUGAAGCAUUAGAGCGAACAAGUAAAAGGCUACGCGUUGUGUAUUGCUUGAUAUUAUAGUUUAUGGUUACCUCCUAACUAUCAUUACUAUCGUACAUUGUAUACCCAUAUAACUAUAUAUGUUUUGAUGUGUAAUCGUAAGUGUAAAUUGCAUGGGCAAUAGCAUGGCAGCUCAUAGUUGUGCAACCUAGUUAGGAGAUGGAUCAGGAACCAGAAUGGGCCUGGACACGGCUCUACCGACUGUGCUUGUGUUAAUCGUGUCCCCUUUGCAAAAACGAAUUAGGUGUAGAGAUCUUAAUAAUAUUUAUCUAGUUGUAUAUACGCAUAUAUAUUACAUAUAUAUAUAUGGAAAUUGUUUCAAUAUGUCCUGCGCCCAAUCGCCAUUUAAACUACACACGAGAACACCUAUCAAUUUGGCUCCCAACUCCAAUUCGUUAAGUCCUAAGACUAGCUCUAUAAGCGUGCUAAUUUUAAGCUGUAAAUCAGGGGAGUCGCCGAAAACAAAAGGAAAGCAAUAAUAUGAGGAGGAAAAAUCAAGAAAAAAAGUAAAUUAAUUGUAAAGAAAUUCUAAUUAUUACGAUUACGUUUAGCUACGAGAGCAUAUGGACCGGAGUAUAAGGGUUCAUUUUAGCAAUUACAAAUAUUCAUAUUGUACUAUUAAAAUUAUUAUUGCUAAUUAUUUAAUCGAUUGCUUAGCUUAAGUUCACAAAAGAAGAGAAAAACACAUUUUAGUUUGUAAUGUACAAUUCGUAGCCUCAACCAAUUUAGUACUUCCAAUUGCAGAAACAUUAAAAACGAAAAGCAAAACAAAAUACACAAAAAAGUCAACACUUAUUUAAACAAUUUAUUUGUAAUAGCGCAAUGUACAAUGAAACUAGAGACAGGAGCAGCUGAAGGAAUGUGGGCGAAGGAAGUUGCGAAUGCGAGUCGAGUAAUGUGUAAAAAGUAACGCUUUGACUAAACAAAUUUGUUUCUCAACUAAGCCAGUUUUUGUAGAUGGAAUUUAUUUAUUUAAGUAACGAUUUUAUUUAUGUUACUACUCUGCUGUAAUUGUUUAGCAUUGUUUGAUUCAGCUGUACAACACUAAAAACUAAACCUCUUCAUGAAGGAACAAGAAAAUAAAACACAAAUUAACCUCACCAUUACCCGUAUUUCCUACCGUACCCAACACACUCAAGCAUAAAUUACUCAAUGUUAAUAUUAAAUAAUAAAUGUGAUUUAAGAAGAAUAAACGAAAAAGAAAACAUGGUACUACGUAAACCGAAUGAAUGAUUGAAAGCAUAACGAAGUGGGAAAAUGUUACUCAAGCAAAGCGACGCAAAGAUCUGGCCAAAAACCUGAGUACGAAAGUUAUAUACAUGAUAAUGAUAUACGUGUGGUCUGAUCAAAUGGUUAUUGAAACGUAAUUCAAAGAUUUAUUAAUGUAAUGCGGAGCAAUCUAAGCAGCGGCAUAAGAUAUUUAUAUAUGUAAACACGAAAACAACUAUUAAUAUAAAUGUGUAAUUUCAAUUCAAUAACUGCUUAUCAAAAUACCUGACUGUAGAAACUUUUCAUUAAACUGAUUACGAAGAAAACUCUUGAGAAAUACUAAGCAAAAGUAAAAAUUAUGACAAAACCAAAAUAAAAUAAUGAAGCGCCGACAAAGUCAAAGCAAAUGCGUUAAUCAAUAAAGUGUGAAAUGAAUUAUAAAA
Messenger RNA from Drosophila rhopaloa, 7975 nucleotides. RefSeq lists its product as uncharacterized. The transcript is spliced from 7 exons. NCBI's taxonomy places the organism in Eukaryota, Metazoa, Arthropoda, Insecta, Diptera, Drosophilidae. Gene Ontology annotation, molecular function: transcription coregulator activity. The coding region runs from base 602 to 6256 and encodes 1884 amino acids. The record is from RefSeq and is a predicted model, not a curated record. Gene Ontology annotation, biological process: regulation of transcription by RNA polymerase II. Gene Ontology annotation, cellular component: SAGA complex.